This is a messenger RNA of Ostertagia ostertagi, 417 nucleotides long. Lineage: Eukaryota; Metazoa; Nematoda; Chromadorea; Rhabditida; Trichostrongylidae. The record is from the annotation of a GenBank genome assembly.
AUGGAAGCUGGAGAGUUGGUUCCUCUAGAAGUUGUAUUAGAUCUGAUCAAAGAAGCGAUGCUCAAAGAUGUUGCGAAGUCUUGCAAAGGAUUCCUGAUAGACGGUUAUCCCAGAGAGGUGAAGCAAGGCGAACUGUUCGAGGAAGAAAUUCAAGAAGCACAGUCGGUCAUCUUUUUCGACGUGCCCGAAAAGGUCAUGGUUGAGCGACUUUUGCAUCGAGCUGAAACCAGUGAGCGUGCCGACGACAACAUGGAAACGAUAAAGAAACGUCUGAAGACUUUCUCUGAUGCCACUGCUCCAGUCGUUGAAUACUACGAAAAGAAGAAAAAACUCAUUCAGAUCAAGGCGCAGGGCACCGUGGAGGAAAUCUUCGCCAUGGUUGCGAAGCAUCUCGACGUUGCGUUGGCGACUGUCUGA